Fusarium verticillioides 7600 is the source of this 1690-nucleotide messenger RNA. RefSeq lists its product as hypothetical. The record is from RefSeq and is a predicted model, not a curated record. Lineage: Eukaryota; Fungi; Ascomycota; Sordariomycetes; Hypocreales; Nectriaceae. The transcript is spliced from 3 exons. The coding region runs from base 694 to 1512 and encodes 272 amino acids.
GAUAUUACAGUAACUCGAAGGAUGGAUUGAUUGCUGUGAUUUCGUUGGGAGUUCCGCAAGCCUUAGUGACCUUCUUUGAAGAAAAAAACGAGCUCCAAUCAACUACAGAAAUGUGAUUCUUUUCGAUUCCCAUCCUCUGCACCAUGAAAUCACAUCCUGGUCUUUUUCUACUGACCGAACCUUUGGUAGCCAGCAGACCGAAGCAUUCAGGGAACAAUCAACGUACCAACCGAUGAAAGCUUAGCAAAAGCCAUGGGCUCUUUCGGACAACAUUUUAGUUAUAUCAAAGCCAUGUCACGCAAAGAUGAGUUGAAGCAAUAGUCGUCAGCUAUUUAACAUUGCGUUCCUUUCAAGCGAUGAAGUUGGUUAUGGCGCUUCUUAGACCCGUGGCAAGAACCAGAAUGGUCAUGGAAAUGUGACGUGUUGAAAAAUUAAACUAAUGCUGAGCAGAUAUGAGACUGUGACUUAUCCUCAAACUGGCUUUUUGUGAUAGGGACUCAUCUGUCGCGUGUUCUGACAGACUGAUGUAAGAGCCCAUCAGGGUUCCCACUUACCAACCCUUUUGGUGUCGCUAAAUCAAGAUGCCGAGCUUUUUGCUCGCAAAGCCUCAUCUCCGACUAUUCUGAACAUCUUGAAGCUUGAAUUGAAUAUACUAUAUAUCUCAGCAAUUCCGUUAUUAAGCCUCUUAUCAGAAUGGAGCACGAACCAGUAGAGGAUAUACCCCAUUGUCACCACCAUCACCACCAUCUGCAGUACCAUACUCAUCAUCAUCACCAUGGCCCAUCUCACGAUGUCCCGAGGUCAAUGGGGGAACAGAACAAGGCUCAUUAUAACAAUACUGCCCCCGCGCUCUUUCGAUGGCCCUGGAUUAUUGAGCUUUGCAAUCAAAUAUCAAAAGAGCUACGUGCGAACGUAGACUGGAUUGGUAUCAAGCCACCAUCUUCAAGACCGACAAAAUUGUUAGAUUACGCCUGCGGUGAUGGCGUAGCGUCUCGGGCACUUGCACCGUUCAUGUCUACAGUGAGAGGCAUGGACAUAGCAUCAGGAAUGGUAGAGCAGUAUAACAGAAUGGCACUGAAAGCAGGCUAUACCUCGACAAAAAUGCGAGCUAUUCAGGCCGAUCUUAUCGAUCCCGAGUUGACACCAUCUCCGGAGAUUGACACGCCAGGAUUCUUUGAUUUUGACGUGGUGGUCAUGUGCAUGGCUCUUCAUCAUAUCGAAGACCCGGAUAACAUGAUAUUGCAGCUCUCAAAACGGCUGAGGCCAGGAGGAAUCUUACUUGUUAUUGACUGGGUUGCAAGCUCGGCGGGCAGUAGUGUUCAGACCGGAAAUCGAACGUUAGGAGCGAUCGGUAGAAUGGGUUUUCAUGAGAAUGAAGUAAAAGGCUCGUAUGACAAUGCUGGACUUGAAGAUUGGGCGUGGAAAUUGACCUCGGCGCCGUCUCAAGUACCAAGAGAGAUUGGUGGUGAACAGCAACUGUUUCUUGCUCGGGGGAGGAAGCCGCUUAGUUAGCAACUUAGCAUUUACUAUAAACCUGAUUUGAUUUUGCUAAUUACUAGAUAUAGAAUUAGCAGUUGUCAUCUCCCCACGACAGCAUGAAUUUCAUGCCAUAAAGGUGAUAUUGCAAAGUUUCCCAAGUAGCCUCUGGAGACGUAGUCUAGACACGUUGCUAUAAGCUUCAUGCGUCGGG